AUGGAUCCCAACUCCAGCAGACGGCGUUGCACUGUGGGCCCCUUCUGCGGUGUCCCGGAUAUCGAUUCCUCCCCUGCAGCAGCAGCAGCAGCAGCAGCAGCUGCUGCUGCUGCUGCUGCUGCAGCAGUGGAGCCAAACAGCAGCAGCAGCAGCAGCAGCAGCAGCAGCUGUCCAGACAGCUGGAUGAGUGCGAGCCAGCGACUGCUUCUUUGGUCUGCUUCUCCUUCUGUAAUUGAAGCAAAAACCUCAGCAGCAGCAGCAGCAGCAGCAGCAGCAGCAGCAGCAGCAGCAGCAGCAGAAGAAGAAGAAGAGACAGUUUGGGGCUUGGUGAGUAUACACCACGCUGCAGCAGCAGCAAUACACACACACAAACAGAUACAGACACAGAAGGAGACAGAGAAGGAGACAGAGAAGGAGACAGAGAAGGAGACAGUGCAGCAGCAGCAGCAGCAGCAGCAGCAGCAGCAGCAGCAGCAGCAGAUUGCUUCGAUCCACUCAUCGCUUUUGCUGCAGCCCCACAAAGAGGCGCUCCACAUAGGAGACUCAAACAACCUGCAGCAGCAGCAGCAGCAGCAGCAACAGCAGGAGAAGAAGAAGAAGAAGCAGGAGCAGCAGCAGCAGCAGCAGCAGAAGCAGCAGCAGCAGCAGCAGAAGAAGAAGAAGGAACAGGAGCAGCAGCAGCAGCAGCAGAAGCAGCAGCAGCAGAAGAGGAGAACGAAGGCGCAUGCAUAA
Molecule: messenger RNA, 732 nt
Organism: Eimeria mitis
Lineage: Eukaryota; Apicomplexa; Conoidasida; Eucoccidiorida; Eimeriidae
Exons: 2
Coding region: 1-732 (243 amino acids)
Source: RefSeq, a predicted model, not a curated record